UUUGAAAUGUCUGGCCGUGGAAAACAGGGCGGCAAAAGUCGCGCCAAGGCUAAGACGCGUUCCUCCCGUGCCGGUCUGCAGUUCCCCGUGGGUCGCGUGCACCGUCUGCUCCGCAAGGGCAACUAUGCCGAGCGGGUCGGGGCCGGCGCGCCCGUGUACCUGGCGGCGGUGCUGGAGUACCUGACGGCCGAGAUCCUGGAGCUGGCGGGCAACGCGGCCCGCGACAACAAGAAGACGCGUAUCAUCCCGCGCCAUCUGCAGCUGGCCAUCCGCAACGACGAGGAGCUCAACAAGCUGCUGGGCCGUGUGACCAUCGCGCAGGGCGGCGUCCUGCCCAACAUCCAGGCCGUGCUGCUGCCCAAGAAGACCGAGAGCCACCAUAAAGCCAAGGGCAAAUAAACUAGGAAAACAGAACAUUGAAUUCUUGCAGCAUCAGUCUUAUCAAAAGGCUCUUUUCAGAGCCCCCCACGUACUCACUAAAAGGGCUUCUUACAUCCUUAAAUAGCUAACUGAAAAUUAUUUUAAGUUUAUCUAAUCUAGAAGUAAAUUCAGUACUUAAACUUCUAUCGGCUAAGAAUGUGGAAAAGGGUUGUGUCUCAGGUAGAGCCGAUCAAUGCAGCUGCCCCUCGGUUGUAAACCAGAAGUCAUGUGAUAAUAAGGCUUGUGUUGGAUUUAGGUGCAGACCUAACUAGUGACCCACAGGGUAAUAAACCCACACUCAGUAUUAUCUCAAAUUGAAAGCAGUUUCACAUCUGAAUAGGAGAACCAUCUGCAUUCAUACUUUCUGAAAGAAACAAUCUCCAACUACUGAGCUGGGGUCCUACUCAGUUGUAAUCAACCACACCCUGGAGUCACAGCUCCUUUGAGCAGAGCUAAACAGGGUUCACUGUGACUUUAAAAGGGCACACAGUAAUCUUUCUGU
Manis pentadactyla (Chinese pangolin) is the source of this 922-nucleotide messenger RNA. RefSeq names its product histone H2A type 1-E-like. Gene Ontology annotation, cellular component: nucleosome. Lineage: Eukaryota; Metazoa; Chordata; Mammalia; Pholidota; Manidae. The record is from RefSeq and is a predicted model, not a curated record. Bases 7 to 399 code for a protein of 130 amino acids. Gene Ontology annotation, molecular function: DNA binding; structural constituent of chromatin; protein heterodimerization activity. The transcript has a single exon.